UCCUCUUUUUGCUCCUGCAGCAUUUCGGACUUUUUUUGCUUGUGGUUUCCUUGCUCCCACUUUGGAAGUGCGCGCGUGCACGUGGCGAGCACCCACCGCAUGUAUUUUUGACUCCCCUAAAAGUGGGUUUGGCACCGCACUUGUUUCCGUUUCCAUGGAAACCCUAUCCUCCACGUGGGACCCUGUUGACCAUUGUGACGUAAUCGCCGUCGGAGAGUCGAGUCACAAUUCUUCGCAUGGUUGGGAGUCGUGUGUGUUGAGCAGGUCUCCCCCUGCUGGCAGCUUGUGGUCAGAGCACCUGCAAAGGAACAAACAGCUUGAGGAUGCGCUGCGGUGGCGGGACGAGGAAAUGGGUCGCCUCCGGGACGAGAACGACAAACUGCGCCGAUUCCUCGACCGGUUGUCCGGCGACCUAAAUCAAAACUUGAGCGCCGACAGAACCAAGAAUCUGAACCGGAAGCGGCCGUACCACGUCGGACGGUUCGAGAACUCCGCUCGGCGCCACCUUCAGGUCAGCAAGCACGUAUGUCGGAACCUUAGCGUGGAGUUCAGUUCUACUGAGUUCAGUUCCGACGAAUCCGGUACCCCCUCCUCCGAACCAGCGCUCGACCUUUGGGUUCUGAGGACUCUCGGUCUGAAGGACCCAGCCACCAUCGACACGUCCUCGCCGCUCGGCCACCAAAUCGAGAGCGACCGGUCAGACUUCAACCACGCCGCCCUGCUGCAAAGUCCUUCCACCGUCACGACGUCCACACCAAACCUCAGCGGUUCACUACCAGAAAAACUGUUCCCCGAGGAGAAUCGCUUCAGCCAGGCUCCUUUCAGUGGUCCGUCGCCGAACUGGUCCCGUACCCCACAGAGUCCGAGGCUAAGUGAUUGUCCCACAGGGGGGAGUCCAGACUUGGUCUUCGCAAUGUCCCUGAGCCCCACUAGUAACGUGAAGACCCUCAGCUACCCUCAGGGGCAGGCCUUCGUCAGGACCGAUCCCCAAGGACGCUACAACUUCACUUGGUUGCCAACACACAUCUCCAGAAACCAGGAUCCUGGUAGUGGACUUGUGGGGGCACGGAACCCCAUGACCUGAGACUACUUCUGGAAUUCUCAUUUACCCGUGCCAAACUCAGAACCAUUUUGCCCCUCUGAGGCCACCGUAGACGAGUGUGUAGGUUGAUUAAUGGAUGGUUGUUGUUCCAAAUAAACAUGUUAGUGUACAAUAGAAAGACACAUUUUUCAAUGAUUUGGUUUUGAACUUUUUUG
Syngnathoides biaculeatus (alligator pipefish) is the source of this 1257-nucleotide messenger RNA. It is a transcript of the gene gmnc, whose product is annotated as geminin coiled-coil domain containing. Gene Ontology annotation, biological process: negative regulation of cell cycle; negative regulation of DNA replication. The record is from RefSeq and is a predicted model, not a curated record. Lineage: Eukaryota; Metazoa; Chordata; Actinopteri; Syngnathiformes; Syngnathidae. The transcript has 5 exons. Bases 155 to 1084 code for a protein of 309 amino acids. Gene Ontology annotation, cellular component: nucleus.